AAUGGCGCAGUUUUCCUUGCAUAUUUGUGUUGUGCUCCUGCAAGUCUCCAAAACAGUUUCCGUCCACCUGGUUCAACACCAGUUAUCUGGAAGACCUAUUUAUUGCAAACCUGUAAUUUGUCGGAUAGGAUUUCAGGCGUCAUUCUGCAAAAAGAACAGCACAAGUGACUAUUGUCAUUUGUGCCCUCAAGGCAGCAAGCAGGAUCAAGUUGUUGACUCCGGAAUCGUCCAUUACGAGAAAGACAUUCCAAAAUGCGUUCGUGUAGACAACGCGUGUUUUUUGCCAGAAACAGCACCUGUCUUUGAAAAUGGAAAGGCAGUCCGCUGUUCCUGUGACCUAUCAAGGGGGUUUAUUGGGGAUAACCUAUUCUGCACAAAAGUGAAAAGCUGCGCGCCUGGACUGGAACUUACCAAUACAAGUGGCCGGUGUAUACCAUGUCCACAUGGAACGUACAAAAACACAAGUAACUACGACUUCUGUCAGCCGCACACCAGGUAA
Molecule: messenger RNA, 499 nt
Organism: Pecten maximus
Lineage: Eukaryota; Metazoa; Mollusca; Bivalvia; Pectinida; Pectinidae
Exons: 5
Coding region: 2-499 (165 amino acids)
Source: RefSeq, a predicted model, not a curated record